Molecule: messenger RNA, 10514 nt
Organism: Coregonus sp. 'balchen'
Lineage: Eukaryota; Metazoa; Chordata; Actinopteri; Salmoniformes; Salmonidae
Source: the annotation of a GenBank genome assembly
UUAGGGUUCAAAUAAAACAAAAUGUCAGACACAGAAGAAGUGCAGUGAGUAUCAUAAGUUUUAUUUAUUUAUUAUUAAAACGUUUUUUUCUGCUAUAUCAAACUAAUGAAAUGUGUAUUUUGUUUUCAUGCCACUUCUUUUGUGAAGGGAGGAAGAAGGUAAGAUUUAUUUUGGCUUUGUCUGAAAGUCUGUUGAUAAAUUGAGGUUUUCCUCAAAUUAUUGUAAUGAAUAGUACAAAAAUGUUUUUGGGAAAGACUGACUGCUGGUGUAUACACUGAGUGUAGAAAACAUUAAGGACACAUGCUUUUUCCAUGACAUAGACUGACCAGGCAAAAGCUAUGACCCCCUCAUUGAUGUCACUUAUUAAAUCCACUUCAAUCAGUGUAGAUGAAGGGGAGGAGACUUGAAGUUAAAUAAGGAUUUUUAAGGCUUGAGACAAUUGAGACAUGGAUUGUGUAUGUGUGCUAUUCAGAGGGUGGGAUGCUGCAACUCAAUAUUAGGAAGGUGUUUAUAAUGUUUUCUACACUCAGUGUAUGUUGCCCUUAUCAUUACUUAAAUUGCAUUGUAUUGGGUCAUUCCACGAGCUGUUCGAUUUUCCGGGGGAAAUGCGCUGCAGCUGCCCAACUCUGCCCAAAUACUCUUUCUAAACAUGAAUACGCCUUGCUUGCGAUAGGGUUUUGGAAAUAUUUGGAACUUAACCUUCAUAUUACACGUACUGUUUCAUUUUCCGAUGGAAAUGCGCCGAUGCUGCCCAAAUGCUCUUUCUAAACGUUAAUACGCCUUGCUUGCGAUAGGGUUUUGGAAAUAUUUGGAACUUAACCUUCAUAUCCGCAAUAAAUUAUUUUAAAAAUACAAAAGAUACACUUACUGUACACAGUUUAGCUUAGUUGCACCCGGCUGUGUUUUGAGUAACACCUGAUUCCAGGCGGAAAUGUAGAAUAGUAUGGUCCAAUGGAAAUGCAAGCGUAAGGUGAGAGGAUGUGUUGUAGCCUACUUCGGCUGGAGGGUGUGAGAAAAUACAGCCAUGUGCAACUUUGCUAAACUGAGUACAGGAAGUGUAUCUUUAGUAUCUGAAAGAUUCUUUCUCGCUGAUAUGAAAGUUAUGUUCCAGAGGUUUCCAAAACUGUAUAGCAUGCGAGGAUUAUUAACGUUUCUAAAUGUUAAAACAGAGGGUUGUGAUUGCAGUUCACAUGGAGCCAGCUGUGGUCCAUACCUUCAACAAAGAACUCUAGGGUUGGGUAUGCCCCCUUGGCUUCUUGAGGGCUAGUGUAUAUGCAAAUGAAACUCUAUAUAAUGUAUAUUUUAUUACAUAAUUAUACUUUUAUGAACCUGUCCAGUAAAACUAAAGGACAAUUCUAUCCCAGUUAACAUGAAAUCAUUCUAAUAAUACUUAUAACCUUUUGUAUGAUAUCAUCAGGCUAAGAGAGUCACAUUUUUUUUUUAUUACAGAUGGAUCCAAGCCCAAACCAAAGUAAGUUUUAAUAUACCACAAAAUCAUGAGUUUCAAUUUGACAUAGUAUGACUUACUUGAUUAAACUCUUAAGACAUUGGCUCCUAUAAGGAGCAUAGGCUGUUGAAGAAUGUCCUCCAUCUCACUCUGUUCGUGGCAAGUUUUUCCAGGUCACAUCAGUUGAAGUCAUUUCUACCUGGACGUCUCCGUUUCUGGGUUACCCUCUCUUUCUUUUCCCCUGACAGAUGACAGAUUAUAUGUGUUUAAGGAUCACAUUUGAAGUUUACUGAAAUGUGCAAAUUGAGAUUAUAUUCCAUACAUUUUUUAUUUCCAUAGGUUCAUGCAAAACCUCUCUGCACCAAAGAUGGCUGAUGGUGACAAAGUGGAUUUUGAUGUGAGUUGAACCAUCCAACACACACACACCAUGGUAAGAAAACUCACCAUUUGUGACAGAUUUGCUCUUGCCUCCAGCUGUCAUCUGUUAUAGUAAGCAAAUGAGAGGUACCGAAAGUCAAUAAAAAGACAGAAGCCUAUAAGAAUAAAGUAUAUCUAGUGAAAUGGUGUAUUAUAUAAUGUCUUACCAAAGCAAUUCUUAUUACGAAUUCUGAUUCUUCUUCCUGGUGGUCAGGACAUCCACAGGAAACGUCAGGAGAAGGACCUGUCUGAGCUCCAGUCUCUGAUUGAGUCUCACUUCAUCCAGAGGAAGAAGGAGGAAGAGGAGCUCAUCUCCCUCGUCAACAGGAUUGUGAGUCUGCCAUUUUAGAAUGUGACUGUGCUUUCCAUAUAAAUAAAAUGAAAUAAUAAUAACAUUUAUAUGUAUAUAGUGCAUUCACUGUUCCCAAAAAACAUUGCAACUAACAAAAAAACACCUACAGUGGGGAGAACAAGUAUUUGAUACACUGCCGAUUUUGCAGGUUUUCCUACUUACAAAGCAUGUAGAGGUCUGUAAUUUUUAUCAUAGGUACACUUCAACUGUGAGAGACGGAAUCUAAAACAAAAAUCCAGAAAAUCACAUUGUAUGAUUUUUAAGUAAUUAAUUUGCAUUUUAUUGCAUGACAUAAGUAUUUGAUACAUCAGAAAAGCAGAACUUAAAUAUUUGGUACAGAAACCUUUGUUUGCAAUUACAGAGAUCAUACAUUUCCUGUAGGUCUUGACCAGGUUUGCACACACUGCAGCAGGGAUUUUGGCCCACUCCUCCAUACAGACCUUCUCCAGCUCCUUCAGGUUUCGGGGCUGUCGCUGGGCAGUACGGACUUUCAGCUCCCUCCAAAGACUUUCUAUUGGGUUCAGGUCUGGAGACUGGCUAGGCCACUCCAGGACCUUGAGAUGCUUCUUACGGAGUCACUCCUUAGUUGCCCUGGCUGUAUGUUUUCGGGUCGUUGUCAUGCUGAAAGACCCAGCCACAACCCAUAUUCAAUGCUUUUACUGAGGGAAGGAGGUUGUUGGCCAAGAUCUCGCGAUACAUGGCCCCAUCCAUCCUCCCCUCAAUACGGUGCAGUCGUCCUGUCCCCUUUGCAGAAAAGCAUCCCCAAAGAAUGAUGUUUCCACCUCCAUGCUUCACGGUUGGGAUGGUGUUCUUGGGGUUGUACUCAUCCUUCUUCUUCCUCCAAACACAGCGAGUGGAGUUUAGACCAAAAAGCUCUAUUUUUGUCUCAUCAGACCACAUGACCUUCUCCCAUUCCUCCUCUGGAUCAUCCAGAUGGUCAUUGGCAAACUUCAGACGGGCCUGGACAUGCGCUGGCUUGAGCAGGGGGACCUUGCGUGCGCUGCAGGAUUUGAAUCCAUGACGGCGUAGUGUGUUACUAAUGGUUUUCUUUGAGACUGUGGUCCCAGCUCUCUUCAGGUCAUUGACCAGGUCCUGCCGUGUAGUUCUGGGCUGAACCCUCACCUUCCUCAUGAUCAUUGAUGCCCCACAAGGUGAGAUCUUGCAUGGAGCCCCAGACUGAGGUUGAUUGACCGUCAUCUUGAACUUCUUCCAUUUUCUAAUAAUUGCACCAACAGUUGUUGCCUUCUCACCAAGCUGCUUGCCUAUUGUCCUGUAGCCCAUCCCAGCCUUGUGCAGGUCUACAAUUUUAUCCCUGAUGUCCUUACACAGCUCUCUGGUCUUGGCCAUUGUGGAGAGGUUGGAGUCUGUUUGAUUGAGUGUGUGGACAUGUGUCUUUUAUACAGGUAACGAGUUCAAACAGGUGCAGUUAAUACAGGUAAUGAGUGGAGAACAGGAGGGCUUCUUAAAGAAAAACUAACAGGUCUGUGAGAGCCGGAAUUCUUACUGGUUGGUAGGUGAUCAAAUACUUAUGUCAUGCAAUAAAAUGCAAAUUAAUUACUUAAAAAUCAUACAAUGUGAUUUUCUGGAUUUUUGUUUUAGAUUCCGUCUCUCACAGUUGAAGUGUACCUAUGAUAAAAAUUACAGACAUCUACAUGCUUUGUAAGUAGGAAAACCUGCAAAAUCGGCAGUGUAUCAAAUACUUGUUCUCCCCACUGUAACUACUGUGUGUGUGUGUAGGAGAAACGCCGUGCGGAGAGGGCAGAGCAGCAGAGGGUUCGCGCGGAGGAGACGGAAAGGCAGGCCAGGGUUGCUGUAAGUUCCUUCUCUCUUCUUUCAAACAUUUUAGAGGGGAAAUAUAUUGUGGAUGUAGUUUCUUUGAAAGAUCUCUUGAUCGGUUUUUCUUCCCUAAUGCUCUGCAGGAGGAGAAAGAGAGGAAGGAGGCAGAAGAGCAACGUAGGAAGCAUGAUGAUGAUGCUAAGAAGAAGAAGGCUCUCACUAACAUGACCCACCAGUAUGGAAGCAUCCAGCAGAAGGUCAGUUUGAUAUUGUACAAAAACAUCUCAAAUAUACUAUUUUUCCUUUAACAUAAAGACAUGGAUAAUGGUGUAACAGAGGUAUCCAAGUAAUGUGGGGCAAUGAACAUUUCCUCCCCCAAAAUUCUCAAAAUUUUUUAAAUUUCUUUGAGAGUAAUCGUAUUUCUGAUCUUUCAAUGCCCAGAGUGAAAACCGUAAAGGAGCCAAAAAACAGAACUAGAGGGAGAAGAAGAAGAAGAUUCUUGCUGACCGCAGGAAACCUCUCAGCAUCGACCAUCUGAAUGAGGACAAACUCAAGUAUGAUGCCGUUGUUCAUAAUUUUAAUUUGCCUGCCCUCAGAAAAGCUGACAGUGUUAUUAUACUGUAUAUGUCUGAUGUUUUCUCAAUUUUUGACUGAACAUGACUAUCUGAAUGGUUAGAGUGAUGUAGAUUCUUCAGUGAGACAUCAACGGUUCUUUAGAGCAAGAAAGCAACUGUUCUGAUUGGCUGUUGCCCUACAGGGAGAAGGCCAAUGAGAUGUGGCAGUGGAUGAUGGAGCUGGAGGCUGAGAAGUUUGACCUCUGUGAGAAACUUAAGAAACAGAAGUACAAUGUAAGUCACCUUUACCUAAAACACACACACACACACAAAAAAACUAAAGAAAGAGAAGUAUGACGUAACUCAGCAAACCGGAAACAUUCCCACAACAUUAUCUAAGAUUCCCAUUAAGUUCUAGUUAGGGUUUUAUCUAACAUUAGGAUGAUAACAUUUUUUGUAUCUGUUUUAAAUUAAAUAUCCUUUGAAUAUUCUCCUAACAUUCACUAAAAUGUUCUGCACAACAUCUGUAACAACCACCACAGAACAUUCCCCAAAGUUCUCAUUAGAUUUCCAGGUAAAGUAAUAACACAAUGUACAAGUAACGUUUUCCCAGCAAACCAAAAUUGGUUCUGUGAAAGUUCCCAGAACAUUCGUUAUGUUGCGGCAAAUGUUCUCAUAACACAAAAACUGUCCAGUCAUGCUGAUGAUUAUACAAUGUUUGUAUAAAACAUUCACCUAAUUUUACAAGAACGUUCCCAGAACACAUUUGGUCUGUUCUUUAAAGAAAUGUGUUAGGAACUUUUAAAGAACAUAAAAAAUGUGUUCUGGGAACAGUCUGGGGGGAACAUUGUGGGGACAUCACAAAAUAUAUGUUCCCAAAACACAAAAACUGUCCAGUUGUGUGGAUGAUUAUACAAUGUUUCAAAAAACAUUAACCUGAUGUUGCAGGAACGUUCCCAGAACACAUUUUUUUAUGUUCUUUAAAAGUUCCUAACACGUCUUUAGGUUGUGGCAACAUUGUGGGGAUAUGACAAGAGACAGGUUCCCAAAACACUAAAACUGUCCAGUUGUGCUGACAUUCAGAUAAUGUUUGUAUUAGGGUGCACCAAGCAUUUGUUUGAUGUUGCAAGAAUGUUGACAGAACAGCCUUUGAGUUCUUUAAAGGUUCCCAGAACAUUUAAUUAGGUUGUGGGAUACAUUGAUACAUUACAAGAGAUAGGUUUCCAAAACACAAAAUAUGCUCAGUUGUGAUGACAUUCAUACAAUGUUUAAGUUAGGUUGCACAGGACAUUCCCUUAAUGUUGCAAGAAUAUUCUUGUGAUAUUCACAAAGGUUGCACAGAACAUUCCCACAAUGUUGCACAAUGUUCCACAAUCUCCAAAUACAGUGAGGGAAAAAACGUAUUUGAUCCCCUGCUGAUUUUUGUUGUUUGCCCACUGACAAAGAAAUGAUCAGUCUAUAAUUUUAAUGGUAGGUUUAUUUGAACAGUGAGAGACAGAAUAACAACAAACAAAUCCAGAAAAAGGCAUGUCAAAAAUGUUAUAAAUUGAUUUGCAUUUUAAUGAGGGAAAUAAGUAUUUGACCCCCUCUCAAUAAGAAAGAUUUCUGGCUCCCAGGUGUCUUUUAUACAGGUAACGAGCUGAGAUUAGGAGCACACUCUUAAAGGGAGUGCUCCUAAUCUGUUUGUUACCUGUAUAAAAGACACCUGUCCACAGAAGCAAUCAAUCAAUCAGAUUCCAAACUCUCCACCAUGGCCAAGACCAAAGAGCUCUCCAAGGAUGUCAGGGACAAGAUUGUAGACCUACACAAGGUUGGAAUGGGCUACAAGACCAUCGCCAAGCAGCUUGGUGAGAAGGUGACAACAGUUGGUGCGAUUAUUCGCAAAUGGAAGAAACACAAAAUAACUGUCAAUCUCCCUAGGCCUGGGGCUCCAUACAAGAUCUCACCUUGUGGAGUUGCAAUGAUCAUGAGAACGGUGAGGAAGCAGCCCAGAACUACAUGGGAGGAUCUUGUCAAUGAUCUCAAGGCAGCUGGGACCAUAGUCACCAAGAAAACAAUUGGUAACACACUACGCCUUGAAGGACUGAAAUCCUGCAGCGCCCACAAGGUCCCCCUGCUCAAGAAAGCACAUAUACAGGUCCGUCUGAAGUUUGCCAAUGAACAUCUGAAUGAUUCAUAGGAGAACUGGGUGAAAGUGUUGGUCAGAUGAGACCAAAAUCGAGCUCUUUGGCAUCAACUCAACUCGCCGUGUUUGGAGGAGGAGGAAUGCUGCCUAUGAUCCCAAGAACACCAUCCCCACCAUCAAACAUGGAGGUGGAAACAUUAUGCUUUGGGGGUGUUUUUCUGCUAAGGUGACAGGACAACUUCACCGCAUCAAAGGGAUGAUGGACGGGGCCAUGUACCGUCAAAUCUUGGGUGAGAACCUCCUUCCCUCAGCCAGGGCAUUGAAAAUGGGUUGUGGAUGGGUAUUCCAGCAUGACAAUGACCCAAAACAUACAGCCAAGGCAACAAAGGAGUGGCUCAAGAAGAAUCACAUUAAGGUCCUGGAGUGGCCUAGCCAGUCUCCAGACCUUAAUCCCAUAGAAAAUCUGUGGAGGGAGCUGAAGGUUCGAGUUGCCAAACGUCAGCCUCGAAACCUUAAUGACUUGGAGAAGAUCUGCAAAGAGGAGUGGGACAAAAUCCCUCCUGAGAUGUGUGCAAACCUGGUGGCCAACUACAAGAAACGUCUGACCUCUGUGAUUGCCAACAAGGGUUUUGCCACCAAGUACUAAGUCAUGUUUUGCAGAGGGGUCAAAUACUUAUUUCCCUCAUUAAAAUGCAAAUCAAUUUAUAACAUUUUUGACAUGUGUUUUUCUGGAUUUUUUUGUUGUCAUUCUGUCUCUCACUGUUCAAAUAAACCUACCAUUAAAAUUAUAGACUGAUCAUGUCUUUGUCAGUGGGCAAACGUACAAAAUCAGCAGGGGAUCAAAUACUUUUUACCCUCACUGUAAGUCUGUUUUUUAUGACGUUCUUAGCAUAUUUGUUUUAUGUAGGUCUAACAUAAUGUUCCAUUGAUGUUCACGCAAUAUACAUAUUACCUUGUCUUGGAGGUCUUCAGAACAUUUCAAGAACAUUUAGAAAAUGUUAUAUUUAAGUUUGACCUAAUAUUACCACAACAUUCUCAGCAUGCAAAUGUGUAGCUCCUUACAGCAUAAGAAAGCAAACUUAAUAUUUUUUACACUUUAUAUGUUGACAAUCUACACAUGGGGGUUUAAACCUGCAAUGUUUGGUUCCCAAGCCAGGUCUUUUAACCUCUGCACCACAAGGAAAGGUCUCUUACAGCUUAUUCUUUCAGUAUAUAGCCAUGGCAGUAUGGUCAAUCAGGAAUUCCAUCAUUCCUUUUUAGCCUUCUUAGACAUAACUAACCCAGGGAUAUACUGGUAACUGGGUUAUUCACCAUCACUUCACCCAUCCUCUUUAUAUGCUGCAUACUUCUGGGCCAUAUUUACAAAGUAUCCAAGACUAUGAGUGCUGAUCCAGGAUCACUUUUGAUUUUCAGAUCAUGAAAAAUAAGACAGACCAUACCAAGCUUCUCAAUGUAGAAAUUAUCGAAGUAGAAAUUUGGACAGUCAAUAUUUACACAAUGUGAGAGGGCCCGGGCAGUGGGUACAUCAGAGGUGACCUACAGUACACUGAACAGGUGAACAACAGGUGAAUUCUUCUAUAGUAUCAUCAGGUUCCUGGGUUCCUCUCCUCUCCACCUCUCUGAUGGAGUCCACUUGUACAGGUUUAAACAGUAAAUAAAAGUUGUGUUUAAAUGCUUAUAGCCAGAUUUACAGUAUGUGUCCUUACAGAUUAACCAGCUUCUCGCUCGGGUCCAGGACCACCAGAGGUAAGUAACACUGAGGUUCAGGAUUUUGGACUUCUUUAAAAAUAUAUAUAUACAGUACCAGUCAAAAGUUUGGACACACCUACUCAUUCCAGGGUUUUUCUUUAUUUUUACUAUUUUCUACAUUGUAGAAUAAUAGUGAAGACAUCAAAACUAUGAAAUAACACACAUGGAAUCAUGUAGUAACCAAAAAAAGUGUUAAACAAAUCAAAAUAUAUUUUAUAUUUGAGAUUCUUCAAAGUAGCCACCCUUUGCCUUGAUGACAGCUUUGCACACUCUUGGCAUUAUCUCAACCAGCUUCAUAGAAAAAUAGAAAAAAUAAAGAAAAACCAUGGAAUGAGUAGGUGUGUCCAAACUUUUGACUGGUACUGUAUAUAUAUAUUUUGUAUUUUACCACCUUUUUCAAUCUUGUCUCAUCACUGCAACUCCCCAACGGGCUCGGGAGGCAAAGGUCGAAUCACGAGCCCUCUUAAACAUGACCCAACAAACUGAACUUCUUAACACCCGCCCAUUUAACCCAGAAGCACCAAUGUGUUGGAGGAAACACUGUUCACCUGAUGACCGAGGUCAGCCUGCAGGCACCCUGCCCACCACAAGGAGUCGCUAGAGCGCGAUGAGCCAAGUAAAUGGUCACAAUGAGGAACAUCAGUCCUUUAACAGUGGAACAAUCAUUUAUUUGAACAGGUCAUUCACUAUCCAUCAAUCCCCAAUUAUACAAUAACGCAGAAAUCGUGGCUGAAACAGAACUGAAAAUAAUGAAAUUUUUAGAGGAACAGAAUCAGAACUGGGAAGGAAAGUAAUUUAUACUGUUCCGGAACAUAACCGUUAUUUUAAAAGCAUGGGAACUGGUUAAAAACAUUAUUUUAUGUUCUGGGAUAAACCAUUUUUUGCAACAAAGCCCUUACUCUGUCACUCAGAAACUUAAUCCAGCAUCUGCCUGCCAGCUGAAAAUAUUUGCAGUGUGUGCAUGUGUAGGCUACAUGCCCCUCCCCCUCUGAAGCAUAGGCUACUGAUGUUACAUGCAUGAUUCAGAAAUGAGAAGAAUGGAUUAACUUUUUCAUUGCUAGUUAAAGAUACUACAGUUAUCACGUUUCACAUUGCAUUUAUUAAUUACAAAAAGGUAAGACGUGUUUUUAUUUUAAUUCUGGUGUCGCUCUGCACACGUAAGCUUGUUAGCUAGCCAACGUUUGCUCUGGUCCAACGUUAAGCCAACUCUUGGAAGCCGCUCCUCCGUAGGUAUAAUUCUGUGGGCCUAAUUCAGAUAAUGCACGUCAUAGCAAGAUGCCCAGCGCUUCAAACCAAGCCUCCCCCUUCUAUAUUCUCUCUGCCCACCCACAGAAUUUUAGUUGCAGCUCACGCCCUACACUUGUCUGUCAAAGCAUAUAGCUGAACAACUAUAGCUUGCCAACCCCUGAUAAUUUCACCAUUCAUAUCCAUUGUUUACGCCGCAUAUGUGUAUGUCUGCACUGUAUGUGGCAUCUAUGCACUAUGCAUGACAGCUCCUAUUCAUUUUAAAAGGAGAAAACCUGACAACAUGGUGUGGUCUGAAAUUGCAGAAUAAAACCAUUCCCCAUUAUUAUAAAAAACAAAAAACAAGCCUAAAUAAAUAAAACCCUGUAUUUCACCUGAUUGAUUGCACUGAUGGAAUGAACUUGACAUCUGACUGAAACCAUUAAACUCAUUCACACAAGUUGUAAGUGGACCACAGAUACGGUCCCAAAGUGUGCACUCAAACACUACCCCUCACAGAUUCAAAAGGAGUGGACUGGCCAUGAUUGCACCAAUCCAAUGAUUUUACCUGAAUGAGGGAGAGUGAACGAAUGCACACUUCUGAGUGACGAGUACAGUAGAUAAUUAGAAUGAACAAAACUGCUGCAAUUGAAAGACAUCCACCGGCACCAGCUGGUUCACUACCUGCUAAGCCUGGCUGGCUCGAGAUGAAGCUUUUUAACCCUUUCCUGCCCCUUUCAGCACCAAAGGUCGUGGCAAGAAGAUGGGCCGGGUGAGGUAAAGGAGCAAUCACUACAGUCGGAGAAACCACGACGACGCCAGGGAUCGGCCAAUGAUGUGUGUUCAUCUGUGUUGUUGUGUCUGGCAUAG